GUACAUGUGAACAAGAAGAAAGUAAAGCAUAAGUGAGUCUAUCCAUUAUGAGCGACGUGAGUGUAUUAUAAACAAGAGUAAUUUGUACUAUUUCCUUAGUACUACAAAUAGAAAAUCUUUUGUUCAAUUAAGUCCUCCAAUUUACUACAUCUUCGUCCCAAAAAAACGAUGGCAAUCAGUAUUCCAGAGGCAACCAUAGGAUCAAGUGGCCAAAAAAUUCCAAUUCUAGGGUUUGGCACAGCUGAUUUUCCAUUUGGUUCAUCAUAUGAAGUAGUGAAAGAAUCGGUUAUUAAUGCAAUUGAAGCUGGCUAUAGACACUUCGACACAGCUGCCGCGUACCAGUCGGAGAAGCCUCUCGGUGACGCCAUUGCUGAAUCUUUGAAGCUCGGUUUAAUUCGAUCACGCGAUGAGUUAUUUAUCACCUCAAAGUUAUUUCCCAGCGACGCUUACCCCGGUCUUGUUAUUCCUGCACUGCAACAGACUCUUGAAAAUCUCGGAUUGGAGUAUCUGGAUUUAUAUCUGAUUCACUUUCCGGCGAGUUUGAAAGCAGGAUGUGGGUUCCCUUUUGAACCAGAAGAUAUAGUUGCAAUGGAUAUGGAAGCUGUUUGGAAGGACAUGGAAGAGGGUCAAAUUCUUGGCCUUACAAAAUCAAUCGGAGUUAGUAACUUUACGUGCAAGAAAAUUGAGAUGUUACUCUCCACCGCAAGAAUCCCGCCCGCCGUCAAUCAAGUGGAGAUAAAUCCUUUAUGGCAGCAGGAAAAAUUAAGAAAAUAUUGUGAGAAAAAGGGUAUUCACAUAACAGCUUAUUCUGUAUUAGGAGGUAGAGGAACCCCUUGGGGUGCCAACAAAGUGAUGGAAUCUGAGGUCCUCAAUCAGAUUGCCUCUGCUAGAGGCAAGACACUGCCCCAGGUUUGCCUGAGAUGGGUGUACGAGCAAGGUGUUAGUUUGGUCGUAAAAAGUUUUAAUAAGGAAAGAAUGAAAGAAAAUCUCAAAAUAUUUGAAUGGAAGCUGAAUGCAGAAGAUUUACAAAAGAUCGACCAAAUUCCACAACAAAGAAGCUGUCCAACAAAUCAUUUUGUCUCAGAAAAUGGUCCCUAUAAAUCCCUCUUGGAGCUAUGGGAUGGAGAGGUGUAACGCUUAUGAAAUGAAAAUUUUAUUGGAAAAUUAUGCGGUUGGUGUAGGCUUUUUCAAUAGUUCAUCGUGUAAUUUUAAAACAGCCUUCAAACAAUAGUUAAAAUGUCUACUUAUAAAUGCAUUCUUAUUGUGAUUUUAAGAUAA
Messenger RNA from Mercurialis annua (annual mercury), 1278 nucleotides. Its product is annotated as non-functional NADPH-dependent codeinone reductase 2-like. Lineage: Eukaryota; Viridiplantae; Streptophyta; Magnoliopsida; Malpighiales; Euphorbiaceae. Bases 169 to 1134 code for a protein of 321 amino acids. The record is from RefSeq and is a predicted model, not a curated record. Gene Ontology annotation, molecular function: aldose reductase (NADPH) activity. The transcript has 4 exons. Gene Ontology annotation, cellular component: cytosol.